Messenger RNA from Peronospora matthiolae, 231 nucleotides. NCBI's taxonomy places the organism in Eukaryota, Oomycota, Peronosporomycetes, Peronosporales, Peronosporaceae. The record is from the annotation of a GenBank genome assembly.
AUGGAUGCCGGUGUCGAUGCGAUCGAAAUCGAUGAUGACGAUGACGACGACGCUGGUAUAUUCAGAAUCGCCAACGACUGCCACAGUAAGGAAGAUGACUCCCUCACUGGUGAAGACAACGUCCUUUCAGCAGUGCACACGAAGCGCACUGCUGUUAGCAAAGAUGAAUCAGCAGAGGAAUUUUUGCUGACUCGCGAAGCGGUUGUCCGCUUCGUUCAAGACUUUUUGUAG